AUGUCUCUCCGCCGCCUUCUCCAGCUGCUUGCCAUCAUGUGGCAGGGCUACGUGCAUUCGUUCGUGCUCCCCCUCGUAGUGGCGCUGCCCAACGCCAUCGCCGACAUGGUUGUCGUGGCCACCAUGAUGACGACUCGAGUCUUCGUCCGUGGGGACCGUUUAGACGCCCGAUGGCGUUGGAUGCGACUGCUGCAACAGCUUCCCGACGCCCGCUUUUACGAUUACCUGCGCGUUGACCGUCGCGUUUACGUCUACCUCGUACGGCAUUACGAGGUCAGUGGAUUCGGGCGACCGAACCAGCCCGACGGCAACUUUGUGAAAGUGGCGUUGGCACUCACUCGGAUGGGACAUGGAUGGAGCUACAGGGAGCUCGGCCUUCACUUUGGAUUCAGUGUCUCCUACGCCAAAAAAGUCUACGACAUCUUCAUCGUGUUUGUGACGACCUGGCUGGUUCCGAAGUGGGUUAAGUGGCCAACGCCCGACGACUUGGGGCGUAUGGCGGCGGAAUUUCGCAUGAGAGGAGGCAUCCCCGGAGUCGUGGGCGCCAUUGAUGGAACCUACAUCCGAACGCGGGGCUGGGGCAUUCACCGAGAGGACUUCCGCAAUCGAAAAGGCCUUUUCUCCAUCAUUUUACAAAUCAUAUGCGACUCUGCCGGCUACAUUUGGGACUUUUUUGCAGGAUGGCCGGGCUCCGUCAAUGAUGCCCGUGUGUUCAACAAUAGUCCUGCACAUGCUAGGAUCGAAGCGGGAGACCUACAUGACUACGUUAUUGUGUCCGAUGCCGCAUAUGGUCUACAUUCCUACACAUACACUCCAUUUCGUGCUACUCCCGGCAGGCCCCUACCUAGUGCUAUGCAUGUUUGGAACUUGCAACAGUCUCGGACCAGAAUGGUAGUGGAGCAGGUCUUUGGCCGACUCAAAGGCAAAUGGAGGGUGUUGGACGGCCGCAUGGAGAGUCACAUCGGGCGGGUUGUGGCCACGGUUUCAGCAGCCGUGGUGAUUCACAACAUCGAGCUUGUGCUCGGCGAACGCCCUCGCCUCGGUGUCCCCCGCGAGCGCAACCUCUGGUGGCUUGCGGGUCCGGUGGCGAACGCACCGCAUUACCGCCCCUCCACGCCCGGCUUCACUCCGAAUCGUCGUCGGAGUCGACUGGCGGGGUACUUUUACGCUUCCUGGAGGCUCGGUCAUCCCUCCUUGAGCCGGCCAAUUCUCGGCAGCCCGCGGAGGGGCAGUCGUGCUGGCCGCAAGAUGGGUGGGGUUUACGUUCUCCCGUUCGCCAAAAAUGACAUCAAACAGCUCAUACCAGGGCGGGAGCUUCAACGGGCGACCGCGACCGCUCUUCUUGAGAAUCUUGUCACGGAUUUUGCGGUAGCGAGCCUCCAUGCGGAGAAGCUUGGCUUUGACCGCCUGCCAUGUGUGACGCCACUCCGGAUGCCGCUUCUUAAGCUCCUCGGUGACAGUAGUGUAGAUGUUCUGCCCCUGAAGCCUAUUCUGCGCCUCCACUUGGGUGUGGAGAUCGUGGCGCACGAUUGCGAGCUGAUGCUCUUCUACCGGCACCCAGCGCGCACCAGUGGCGACCGGACGUUUGCCAUUAUCGCCACGGCGCGCCAGAGUGUUAGCCGCAGCAGUCCCAUCCGGAGCCUCGUCAAUCAGCGGUAUCCCCGCGGGACGAGAUCGAUGGCGUCCACGUCAGACGCGCCACCAGCCACGUCAGCCGCGCCGGCUGACACGUCAGCGACGAAGCUGAAAUUCGGGCGGUGGGAUUUGGACUCUAGAGAGGUGUUUGCUGAGACUGAGCUUUCCCUCGCUAUAGUCAACCUCAAACCCGUCGUGAAGGGUCACGUGCUGGUGCUUCCUCGGCGUGUGGUGCCACGAUUCCAGGACAUGACUCCCCACGAGGUCACAGACAUGUGGCUGCUGGCGCAGAGAAUUGGACAGGCGCUCGAAUCCCACCAUGGGUGCACUUCAUCUACGUAUACUAUCCAGGACGGUCCAGCAGCGGGGCAGACAGUGGCACAUGUGCACGUCCACGUCAUGCCACGGAGGGAAGGGGACUUUGUACCCAAUGAUAAGAUCUACAAUGAGAUAGAGGAGAACGAGAAGGAGGCGAAGAAGCUGAGGAUGGAUGCGGAGGAGAACCGACCAGCCCGUACAAUGGAUGACAUGGAAGCUGAAGCCAAGGAGCUAAGGAGAGUGCUGGAGGAGUUUGAGAAGAAGGGAGAGGAGAAGGCGGAGUGA
This is a messenger RNA of Closterium sp. Yama58-4, 2238 nucleotides long. The record is from the annotation of a GenBank genome assembly. Lineage: Eukaryota; Viridiplantae; Streptophyta; Zygnematophyceae; Desmidiales; Closteriaceae.